AUGCUAGCCAAAGAUAAAGAUUUGCAGCCUACACCUUGCCCUUGCGGUAUUUGUACUCAAGUAGGGCACCCAACUGACAUGUGCCCUCAACUUCAAGAUGAGAAAUAUAAAGAAGAAAAAGCCAUGCGAGGCUAUUCCGGAUCAAAUCAAAGAGGAUAUGAUCAGCCACGGGGCGACCAAAGAUGGAACAACAAUCAAGGUUGGGGAGGAAAUCAACAGGGAAUUCAUCAACCAAGUCAACCAAAUCAAUACCAACAAAGACCACCUUUUCCACCACAAAACUUUCAGCCAAGGCAGCCACAACACCCUCCUCAACAAGCGGGUUCAUCAAGCAUGUCCUUAGAGGACAUUGUGAAGAAUUUGGCCACUACAACCCAAACUUUCCAACAAGAGACAAAAGCAAGUAUAAAGAACUUAGAGCAACAAGUUACACAGCUUGCUAUUUCUAUAAGCAAACUAGAAUCUCAAGGAAAGUUGUCCGCCCAAACAGAAACGAACCCAAGGCACAACGUGUGUGCCAUCACUUUGAGAGGCGGAAAGAGCUACGAUGUUCCAAAAAUGUCGGUUGAUCAAGAAGAAGAAGAAAUAGUGGUCGAAGAGGCAACCAAAGAAGAGAAGAAGGAAGAUAAAACAACCGAAAAGAAGCCCUUCAUGACUGAGUCUAAAGCCACACCUGCUUCAUUCCCCGAACUAUUAAAGAGCAUGAAGAAAGAACGGGAAGAGAGUGAGAUUAUGCAAAUGUUCCAGAAAGUUCACAUUAACAUCUCACUCCUCGAGGCCAUCAAGCAGGUACCUAGAUAUGCAAGGUUCCUUAAGGAUCUUUGUGUAUCUAAAAAGAAAUUGAAAGGAAGCCAAAUUGUAAAAGUUGGGGAAAAUGUAUCCGUGGUUUUGCAAAAGAGGAGGCCCCCAAAGUGCAAUGAUCCCGAUGUCUUUACCGUGCCAUGCAAAUUGGGGAAUCUUUAUGUACCUCGAGCCAUGCUCGAUCUAGGGGCAUCCAUAAAUGUCCUACCAUAUUCUAUCUUUAAAUCAAUUGGUGUAGGAAUAUUGAGCAAAACCGGUGUGAUCAUCCAACUUGCCGACCGGUCUUUGGUACAUCCAAAAGGUGUAUUGGAGGACAUGUUAGUGCAAGUUGAUGAAUUUGUUUUCCUGGCUAAUUUUUAUGUCUUAGAUAUGGGAGAUGAUGACUCUCCAAGUUCAAGUUCCAUACUUUUGGGUAGACCUUUCCUUAAAACUUCUAAAACAAAAAUUGAUGUCUACAAUGAAACUUUAAGUAUGGAAUUUGAUGGUGAAGUUAUCAACUUCAAUGUUCAUGAAGCAAAAAAGGUUCCUUCCAAUGUUCAGUCUGUCAAUCUUGUGAAUUUGAUCCAGCCCUCAACUAAAAAGGGCUUAAAUUUGUCUAACAAUGAAUUUCUAGAGUUAGUUUUGUCACAAAAAGUAGACAGGGAUAAAGCUAAGGAGAUUGCAAAGGAGUUCGAUACGAAUAAUGAGGUGCUGGAGAUUUUGGAGUUUAUUGAUGACAAGAAGCAUAUGAGGACUUAUGAUAUGAAACCAAGGCCACCUACCACCAAAGCCAAAUUCCUUCCAUCAGUGGAACAAGCAUAA
This is a messenger RNA of Lactuca sativa (garden lettuce), 1602 nucleotides long. The record is from RefSeq and is a predicted model, not a curated record. NCBI's taxonomy places the organism in Eukaryota, Viridiplantae, Streptophyta, Magnoliopsida, Asterales, Asteraceae.